AAUUGGACGCGCUGCUGCCGACGGCGUUCUCUGAUUGGCCACAGCGACGUCUCCAUCGCGCACGACGUUUCCGGCGGCCGUGUGCGCGCAGGCUCAGUUCGCUCAUCUCCGCUCUUUUAUUUACUCUCUCUCAUCUAAGAUGGCUGUCCGGAGCGACUCGGUCCCCCGAGCGUAGCAAGCGAGGAUGCUUUCGCCUCCAAAAUCAACUUUCACCCGGCCAUCUCUGUCCGCGAGCUUCCCCUGAGGUACGGAGGAGAUUAUAGCGUCCGUACGGCCUACCGGCGCCACAUACAUCCGCCUCGAAGCUCUCGAAAUCAAGUUGUUUGGCGAAGUCGAGCCCCGCCACCGAGUGUUUGUCCAAGAACCCUGAACAUCCAAAUGGCCGAACCGAGAAAAGUGCAGUUUGUCACCCUGUCGACCCUGGCCGGUGCUCCGGGAGCGGAGGGCAGGAGACGGCGGCUGGAGGAAGACGGGAGCGCGGAGAUGAACGUUGACAGAGAGGGCAGGAUGAUGAUGAUGGGCACCGGGGUGACGGCGACGGGUGACCGCGGGGGUUCGACCGAGAAGAGAGACGGCGACGAGCCCCGGGGGAAGACAGUGCGGCUCAAUUUGUGUUUAUCCGAGCCCGACGAGCAACGCUCGGCCGAGUUCAACUACAGCGAGCUUAUCCAGUCUCAACAGGCCAAGAAGAUUCCACAAGUUUCUAAGUCUUCCCUGGACCCGAACGAUCCUUUCAACGACGAUGAAAGAGAGCGUCGGGAAGUUGAGGCAUUGGCCAAAAAGUUCGAAAGCAAAUAUGCUAACACGGGUAAAAAGAGGAGGAAAGAUCGGAUGCAGGAUCUGAUUGACAUUGGCUUCGGAUAUGAUGAGAGCGACCCCUUCAUAGACAACUCGGAAGCUUAUGAUGAGCUCGUGCCAGCAUCUCUGACCACUAAGCUUGGAGGAUUUUACAUCAACACGGGUACUUUGCAGUUCAGGGCCGCCUCUGAAUCUGAAGGAGAGGAUGGAGGAAAAGACGAAAAAUCCAGGAUAAGAGCUGGAGAGAAGCCACUAAUAAAAAGGAGGAGGAAGAAAGAAGAUGGAACAAGUAUAGAGGAGAAGAAACCCAGGAAGAACAAAGUAGCAAAACAAGGAAUGGCUGGACUCAGCCUUCACCGUCCUGAAAAAAAGAAGAGGAAGAAACUGAUGAAGAAUUCUCUCUGUCUGGCGGCAAUGCUUCGCCGUUUCACGAGAGAAAAGGAAGAAUUGCGAAAACGUGACGCUAAGGCACCUCAAAUGGGACGUGGUCUUACCAGCACCCCAAAUUCCCAUAAUCUACUGCAGAAUUCCCAUCUCCACGGUAACGCCAGUAAUGACCUUUCAUUAGCAGACCUGACAGCUGAUCCCGCCAUGAUGUCAUUGCUCAGUUCAGCCAACGAAAGAGAGCUUCAGGAUCUCAUGAGUGACCUGGACUUUAGUUUUUUGGACGCGGGACUUCAGAUGCCCCCUUCAGUCAGAGAAAACGGGCAGGCUGAGUCGGGUCAAUCAUCUAGGCAUAAGAUGGGAGGAGGAGUGCUGGGUCGAGGGCUCAUCUCUCCUCCGCCUCUCCCUAAUGGACUUCCAGCCCCCUUGAUCAAACGUAUAGAAGACCUAAGAGCUGCAUCGAGGCAAUUUGAUCAAGAAGGCAGAAAGAAAUUCUUCACUCUGGAUAUGAAUAAUAUCUUGCUGGACAUCGAGCUGCAGGUGCAGGAGCAGCCAUCAGACGUCCGGUCACAGGUGUACUCUCACCUGGAAGCUUUUGUGCCCUGUAACAAAGAGGCGCUACUCAAACGCCUAAAAAAACUCAGCCUCAACAUCCAGGAUGACCGUCUGCGCACACCCUUACUAAAGCUCAAACUGGCCGUGUGCAGUGUUAUGCCGGAGCAGAUCGCCAGAUAUAACAUGGAUUGCAUGGCGAAAGUUGCUGCCAAGCAGCAGAUGGAGGACGGAGAGAAGAACGGAUCAGAGGAUGAUGAUGAUGAGAAACCAGGGAAGAGGGUGAUGGGACCAAGGAAGAAAUUUAUAUGGGAUGACAAACUCAGGGCCCUGUUAUGUAACCUGGUGCGUGUAAAGCUGAGCUGCUAUGAGCUGGAGCAAUGUUCUCUAUCUGUUGAAGACUAUCUCAAAGCCUUCAUGGAGAAUGAGGUCAAGCCUCUCUGGCCCAAAGGCUGGAUGCAGACCAGGAUGCUUUUUAAGGAAAGUCGUGCGGUACACGGUCACCUUACUGGCCUGGGCAAGAAAAGAAUUGUUCCAACCCCCAAAGCUACCAAAAUGGAGGUCAGCUGGACACAAAAACCACCUCCAGGUGUUGGAAGCACUUCUGCCUCUCCUGCCUUAGUCGCCCCUGCGUGCAUACCACCCUCACCCUCCGAACCCAUUUGUCUGUCUGAUUCACUGGACGAGGAUCUAGCUGCUAACUCGCUUGACUCCAUUUCCCAGGCUCUAGCUCUUCUUAGUAACGCUGCCAAGGGUCUGACGCCAAACAACGGCGUUCCUGCUUCCUCUCCUCCCGGAAUUGCGGGAUCCUCAUCAGGAGUCGGCCACUAUUCUUCUCCUCUUUCGCAUUCCUCCCAUUCAGCAAAAAUCGAGCCCUCUGUUAUCUCCGUGGCAAACAUGAGCAGUCUAUCUACCUCUCUUUCCUUAUCCUCCUCUCUCACCUCAUCUCCUUUGUCUUCCGUGCGAGGAGAGACCUUUGGGAUGCUAAAAGACACCGGGUCCUUGCAGAGAAAUUCAGCAAUGCCUGCUCACAGAACUAACAUAACCUCAGUGCAGAAUGCUAAGGCCCGCCCACCCCCAACUGCCUCACCCCUCCUGCCCCCCCAGCAGAGAUCCUAUGGGACGAUUGGAGUUAAGCCGGGUCUGACUCCACCCACUAUCGGACAGUCUAAGAACUGCGCUAACAAAUCUGGUACCGGCGUGAUAACUGGGGUUUCCCAGCAGCCUCGUAUGAACCCACACCCCUCGCAGAUGAACCCUAAAAGCCCUCAGCAGUCACGGGUACCCAAUUCCUCUCCCCCUCCGAAAUCUUCCUCUCCUUCCACCCUGUUAUCACAAUCCAAGUCACCUUCUAUGCCACACAGCCAGUCAAACUUUAUAACGCCCAUGCAAGCCACACUUACUAAGUCUUCCCACAGUAGUAGCUCUCCAAUCAUCAAACUCACACCACGGCCCCCAGCGCCUACUCCUCCUCCCUCUUCCUCUCCUUCCCCUUCAUCAUCUCCCUCCCUGACUCAUCCCAGACCCCAAAUGAUCACCAGCUCACACCAGUUUAACCCCAAGAACCAGGGCUUCAGACCACCGUUUACCGCACAGGGACCUGGAGUCAAGUCCGGAUCAGGACAGACAAGCUAUAGUUUUGCAGGUGGUCGAAAAUCCACAAGUCCACCUGGUGGUGGAGGAACAAACACUAUUACCAGCCCGAUGGCCAAACCCUUGCCUGCAGGUGGCCAGGAUGGUAGCCACUCCCCUUUAGUAGUAACAGCCAAUCACAGCCAGCGGCACAGGCCAGUGGGUGGGGCAAGCCAGAGUGCCAAGUCCUCAACGAGUCGUGCAUCAGGCAUGGCCCUACCCUCUCCUCCUGUCUCCUCUCACCUGUCACAGGUGUCAACAGCAUCAGGAAGCAACCUCUUGGGUUCAGUAAACCCUUCUCUCCCCCUGGGUUUUGGGAUGCUCGGGGGUCUAGUGCCUGUUUCUUUACCCUUCCAGUUCCCUUCACUACUCAACUUCAAUCCCCCGGGUUCUGGAGUUGCAGGUUGCAGUAAUUUAGGGGCUUCAUCUGCUACAAACUCAGGAUACACCCUGGCACAGAAUCUGUAUAAGAGUCUGCAGCCAGGGUCUCAGGUUGCUCUACCUCCCCACUUGCAGCUUGCUUUCUCAGAUACAAACCAAAGUCAGGGGGGAGACACCAAGAGGAAGCCCCACUGACCACCAGAAGCAGAAUGUACGCGCUGACAACGCUGAAGAUUGAAGUUUUUUUUUUUUAAAGCUGCUCUGAUUCAGAACUGAAAGUUUGAAUCGGUGUGAAGGAGGAAAGACUAUUACACUUUCUUUCAGAUUAAAUACAGAGGACUUUAUUAACAACCCUUUUUUUCAAAGUAACGUCAUACUGCUUUUAAUUGAUCAAUUAUCUGGAGCUGGGUGGAUUUAUAUUUUUUGUCAACAUGUUUACACAAGACCUUAAUCACUGUGGACACAGAGAUAAUUAUUGAGAGAGAAAAAAACGAAGCAACAUAAAUUUUAUUUAAGUUAUCGUCGGCUGGAAACGUGCAUUCCUGUGUUUAUUUUUAUUAGUAGAAUUGUUUUUUUGAGACUUCUAGGGAUGUUAUCGUCCGACCGGUUCCUAAAGACUGUUAGAAUAGUAGCUAUUAAUAAUACAUAUGGGUAAAUUAUUUAUAAUUUUUUGACACAGGGACUUACGAUGUUUAAUGUGUAUUAGUACAAUAAAUUGGGUAUGUAUAUAAAAUAUACAUAAAUAUUAUGUGAUCUAUUUUCUUUCAAGGUCAGUACGUACGAUGUUUCUCAUCUGUGUGUGCAGAUGUCUUGCUGUCUUUGGUGCUGUGUAUCUCACUGGACCUUGUGAAAAAUACUUGAGAGAAAAACGUCUUUCAUGGAUGAAGAAUGAAUCGUGUGCAAGCUUUUCGUAGAAAAUUAUGAGAUUAUAGUCUACUUGAAAUGUCUUUAUUUUGUUUCAGUACAGAAACUCUGAACACUUUCAAUAAAACGCCUUAGUUUGUAAGUUUGAAUAACUAUGCAGGAUUGUAUAAUGCUUCAAUGCAAAAGUAAGCUAUUGCUUAGCGCUUUACUUCUAUUAGUUGUGUGUGCAUUUUUGGUGUGAAGAUUGUGUGUCUCAAUACCUCAUCGGACAUUUGUUUCUUUCACAUUUCCCUAUUUGGGUUCCAUUUCAUCCCAUGUUUUUUAUUUCAAAACAUCUCUCAUUUCUCACCCGCAUCUUACGAUUGUGUUGAAAUGAGAAAUGGCACCAAAGAUAACAGCAUUAGCUAUGUUGACAAGAGACAGGUCAGGCGUCUGUGUGUGUUCAUUGUAGCAUUCUGUAUAGGUUUGUAGGCCAACCUAAAUGUGAGGUCUCUGGUUGUCCCUGUGGAUAUUGUGAAGAAUUUUAAAACUGAAUUUUAUAUAUUGCUUUUAUUUUCUAAAAAGCCAAAUUGGGCGGGGAUGAUUUGAAUUGAAGCUCACACCUUGGCUUUCUUUUAUGGGUAGAUUAUUUUUGUCUUUUGUCUUGAGUACAAGCUCUGAAAAUUAAUUCAAUAAAAAAAAUUAGUGGA
Molecule: messenger RNA, 5300 nt
Organism: Misgurnus anguillicaudatus (oriental weatherfish)
Lineage: Eukaryota; Metazoa; Chordata; Actinopteri; Cypriniformes; Cobitidae
Gene: ubn2a
Product: ubinuclein 2a
Biological process (GO): chromatin organization
Cellular component (GO): nucleus
Source: RefSeq, a predicted model, not a curated record